CGGAAAGGGGGAGUGGCGGAGAACUCAGGGAUACCCGCUAUUCGCGAGAUGUGGGAGGAGGGUCAGAAAGUCAACACACACACACACACACACACAUACACACACACAAAAAGAGGAGAGGGCGGCAAGGAGAAAGAAGGCGAGCGAAAGAUGGAUGAAGGAGCCUCCUCAGCCGGAGGAGGCGACAACAAAGCGGCGGCGGCGGCGGCGGCAGCGGCAGCGGCGGCUCCUCAACAUGGCAGCGCCGAGCGCGGCCACUUCCGGUAACCUCCGGGACGCACCACCGCGGCGGCGAGCGCGGGCGGGGGGGGAGCCCCGGCCCGGCCGCCGCCGCCCCCAACUGCCUGGACCCCCUCCGGGCGUCCCCGCGCCCGGCUCGCAGCCUCGGAGCUCAGCCAGUGCCCUUGGGCGGUGGGGUCAGGGCCCCUGCGGGGGGGCCGGGGUGGGGCUGGGGGCGGGGAUGGGGCGCGGCGUCCCCCCCCGCGGGGGUGUGUGGUGCUGCGGUCCGCAGCUCUGGCAGCUGGAGCAGGGGGAGCUCAGGAGAGAAGAUGGAGGACGCCAGGGUCUGGCGCUGGCCGCCUGGGCACAGCUGGGCCGUUUCGCGUGACUCGGAGUCGGUGCCCAGCAGUGUCGCCUCCGUGUCAGACCCUCAACGGAGGACACAGACCUCAGCGAGCAUCAGGCUCUUAAGUCACACACGGCACGGCCCGCGCCUCCAAAUUGGGGGACGUCCCUUCGACCUCAUCUCUCCUCUUUGGCAUCUCAUCCCGGGCAGGCGAAGCUUUCGGCGCUCUCGUCGAGACAAGCCAUCGCCCUCUGAAUGGCCUUCCAAUUCAAGCUGGAAUCCCACUGGGGUGCAGCCUUAGAUCCUCCCAGUGUUGAGGGAAACACUUCCCACGCUUAGAGAUGUCAUUACUGGGUUAUUCUUGGGUGAAGGGCUGAGCUUCACCUCCUCCCCUUCACUCCAGUUAUGAAGUGAAAUUCUAUCCCCUAAACCCCUUCCUUUCCUCUCCCGCCAAAAUAAGCACAAAUAAAAAAUAAAAACAAGUGAGAAAGCGUAGACAUAAAA
Messenger RNA from Cavia porcellus (domestic guinea pig), 1069 nucleotides. Its product is annotated as translation initiation factor IF-2. The record is from RefSeq and is a predicted model, not a curated record. The transcript is spliced from 2 exons. NCBI's taxonomy places the organism in Eukaryota, Metazoa, Chordata, Mammalia, Rodentia, Caviidae. The coding region runs from base 155 to 607 and encodes 150 amino acids.